CGAUGCGGAGGAUUGGGACCGCUCCAUGAACCUCGAUACGCAGACACCCCGGAAUUCUGUCGCGUUUCCUGGUGGGGAGGGAGGGGAGGCAGAGGUAGCGAGUGGACCUGGGCGAGGGCAAGAUGGGCAGCCCAAGCGCACGCUGAGCGAGUUGUUGAAGCUGCAUUCGGAGAAGGGGAAGGAUGGGACGUUUAGUCCGGAGGAAGCGAGCAGAAUAGCGGAAGUUCUUGGGCAAUGGAUUAACUCAGGGCCAUCGCCAUACGAAGGCGAAGACGACUUCUUCGCACGGUCGCAAGACGACUCCGCGUUGGGAAAGCGGACGCCGUCAGCAUCGUACGAUACGACGGGCAGGCCAAGAGGGCAGAGCGAGAGCGUCAUCUCCCAGUCAUAACGCGCAGCACCUCUGCGCGGAGGCCGGUCCUCACGUUACCUAGAGAAAGAUCAGGGCCUUGUCAUCAUCAUCCUCGCCCUUUGCGACAUCCCACCACGAUUGUAUCACACCGACAUUUACGACCUGCCACGACCUGUCACGACCUGCUACGACCUGCCACGCUUUCCCGCUUUCUGCUCGCUAUCUAUGUCUGUAUCCUCAUCACUCUCGCAACUGUACACUUCGUCUUCGCUAUCGAACGACUAAUCGCUUCGUGUUCGUGUACAUAUUGCCUCUAAACUGCAAAGCCUGUCAAAAGUCGCGUGCCUUGUGAAGUGCAGCAGACAGCUGUUGUCAUUA
Molecule: messenger RNA, 730 nt
Organism: Fomitopsis serialis
Lineage: Eukaryota; Fungi; Basidiomycota; Agaricomycetes; Polyporales; Fomitopsidaceae
Exons: 3
Coding region: 26-391 (121 amino acids)
Source: RefSeq, a predicted model, not a curated record